AUGCCACCCAACACCACACCCACAGCCCCACCCCACGACGCCGUCGAAGCCGCCCUCGACCUCUUCUUCCGCGCGCGCCACGACCCUUCAAUACAACCAUCCGCGUGGGACGACCUCGUCGCCACAUUCUCUGAAGAACAACUUGCGCAGCUCGAGGAUGCAACAAGCGUGCUGCGACGCAAUUGGCCGAGGCAUGUAACUUAUCCUAACCUCGUUGGGUUUGUGAGGUGGCAGGUGGAGAAGGCGGAGAGGAGAGACAAGGAGCUGGAUAGGAGGGAGAAGGAGGAUAAGAGGAGGGAGAGGGAGGAUAUGAGGAGGGAGAGGGAGGAUGAGAGGAGGGAGAGGGAGGAUGAGAGGAGGAGGAAGGAGGAGAGGGAGGAGGAGGAGGCUAGAGCGAUGUCAGAGAAGGAACGGAUGUGA
Messenger RNA from Alternaria ethzedia, 420 nucleotides. RefSeq lists its product as uncharacterized. The coding region runs from base 1 to 420 and encodes 139 amino acids. Lineage: Eukaryota; Fungi; Ascomycota; Dothideomycetes; Pleosporales; Pleosporaceae. The record is from RefSeq and is a predicted model, not a curated record. The transcript has a single exon.